Anarrhichthys ocellatus (wolf-eel) is the source of this 1456-nucleotide messenger RNA. RefSeq names its product alpha-ketoglutarate dehydrogenase subunit 4 (gene kgd4). NCBI's taxonomy places the organism in Eukaryota, Metazoa, Chordata, Actinopteri, Perciformes, Anarhichadidae. Gene Ontology annotation, biological process: 2-oxoglutarate metabolic process. Bases 197 to 523 code for a protein of 108 amino acids. Gene Ontology annotation, cellular component: oxoglutarate dehydrogenase complex. The transcript is spliced from 6 exons. The record is from RefSeq and is a predicted model, not a curated record. Gene Ontology annotation, molecular function: oxoglutarate dehydrogenase (succinyl-transferring) activity.
CAAGACGGAGUGGAGUCAGAGAUAGGGAGGCUAACUCACAACCCGGAAUGAUAAGGCUGCAGUAUGGCCUGAGGAUUUGACCUCGCAGGACAACCGCUGGGACAACAUAUCUGACGGCCGCUUCGCCAGAGAGGUAAAGACAUGACUAGACCUGCACGGAGCGUCUCUAUACCGGAAGUGAACCCGCGGGGUCGUCAUGGGAAGCAAAGUCAGCUCCAAAAUGGCAGCACCCGCCGCCCGAAUUAUCCAGGCAGUUCGGCCUCACGCUCCUCUGAUCAAGUUCCCCCAAAGACAAGACAUCGCACGGCCCAAUGCCCAAGAGGCUUUGAAAACGUUAGCGGUUAACUUCUCCCCACACAGCACCGUGACGCCGCCUCCGUCAUCACGACCUCACGUACCUCUUACCCCAAUUUCUGGCACGCCAGAUUCGCUGGCCUCUAUUCAGCUGCUACCUGCAAGGUAUCGCAGGAGACCGAUGGCGGCGGAGGAAAUGGACUACAUCCAGCGUGGUGGACCAGAAUGACACGAAGCGACUCGGAUCACUGCAACCAAAGUCCUUACGUGUGUGACAGUCUGUCUUUAACUCUAUUCGUCAGCUCAACCUUUAGCCACGUGAGACGUGAUGUAGAAUAAAGUCGGUUAAAAUGUACAUAUGCUGAUUUAUUGAUUUUGAAGAUGUUAAAUCCUUACUAUAUUUUAAGUUCAUACUAAAGGGACAUCCUCAGUUUCACACGCAGCAAAGCUACAACUAUCCCCAACAGCUUUCCUGAUUUUGGUAAACCUUGGUUGACAUAACAGCUCAACUCAACAUUUUUAAUCUUAUAUAUUAUACAUAUAAUUUUAGUGCUGCACUUGCAAUGCCCCCAUGCCUAAAUGAAAGCACAAAGCUCUGCUACAUAGAAGACAACAAUGGGACGGUUAGGGUUACUUAACUGAUGCGUUUGUUCGGAGGGAUGCUGGAUAUGGAGUUGCAGUAGUAGUGAGUGGAAUGGUGAGUUCAUGUGAAAUGAUUAAAAGAACAUUGUAUUUUGAUCGUGGCGUUCUUAUCGUGCUUGAUGUAGACAACCACAGAAGAAGAGGACAAUAUGGUCUUCCAACAGAUGAGCGACAUGUUUCGGGUUCAUUUUCAGGGGUUUUAUUGCCGUUACCGUCGCUGGCAUGCUCUAUAUGGCAAACAUUAACAACAUCGACAUUUCACAACAGUGCAGUAUGACCUGUGGGGUUUUUCUUUUCUAACUGAGAUCCGGUAAGCCGUUUAGCACUCCGAUGAAUACUGACACAAGCGGCACAGGCGUGACGGAGAGGCGAGCGUACACGUCACCUGUCUGACUGGCAGAUUAUCAUUUCAAGUCUCUCACAGUUUUAUUAUCUCUCGCCAUGAAUUAAACACACAUGAGAAACACAAUUCUGCCUCAGUAAGUACAUGUCUGCCUUUUGGCAAAAAAAAAAAAAAAAA